Macadamia integrifolia is the source of this 624-nucleotide messenger RNA. RefSeq names its product 60S ribosomal protein L37a. Gene Ontology annotation, molecular function: structural constituent of ribosome. The record is from RefSeq and is a predicted model, not a curated record. The transcript is spliced from 5 exons. Lineage: Eukaryota; Viridiplantae; Streptophyta; Magnoliopsida; Proteales; Proteaceae. Gene Ontology annotation, biological process: translation. The coding region runs from base 151 to 429 and encodes 92 amino acids. Gene Ontology annotation, cellular component: ribosome.
UUUUCCCUUCGCCGUGUAAGUAACCCUAUAAAACCAAUAAAACGAUAACGAUCAUCUUGAAUUCCCUGAAGGUAAACCUAAGGUAAGCUAGGGUUUUUCGCGGCCCCUUUCCUCUCCGGCGACCACCGAAGACCUUUCAAGCGAAUAAAAAUGACUAAACGUACUAAGAAAGCUGGUAUUGUUGGGAAAUAUGGAACCCGAUAUGGUGCUAGUCUUCGUAAGCAGAUCAAGAAGAUGGAGGUCAGUCAGCACAGCAAAUACUUCUGUGAGUUCUGUGGGAAGUAUGCUGUGAAGAGGAAGGCCGUUGGAAUUUGGGGCUGCAAAGACUGCGGCAAAGUUAAGGCUGGUGGUGCUUAUACAUUAAACACUGCCAGUGCCGUGACCGUCAGGAGCACCAUUAGGCGGCUGAGGGAGCAAACUGAGAGUUGAGGACCGGGAUGCUUUCUGUUUUUAUUUUUUGUCUGAGAGUCUUAAGUAUUUAAUCAGUUUUAACAAUUCAAAACUAGUGGGAGUGGUGGACACAGCACUUGAACCUGGAAUUACCUAGCUAGCUAGUGUUUUGGACAAGUACAAUUUUGUUUCGUUUGAGUGAAUGUUUAAUUUUCAUGACUAUUCACGUUUCAA